AUGUCAAACAUUUUUGAAAUUAUUGAUAAUCUUAGAUUCUUAAAAGAAGAAUCAAAUAAGCUUCAAGUUUAUUUUAUUAUACAUAGAGAAGAGAGAACAUUAUUAUAUUCUGCACUUACAAAUCUCUGCAAAACAGAUAAAAAUAGACUACAUUUUUUAAAAGAAUUCUUGACAAUCAUAACUACUG
Funneliformis caledonium is the source of this 187-nucleotide messenger RNA. NCBI's taxonomy places the organism in Eukaryota, Fungi, Glomeromycota, Glomeromycetes, Glomerales, Glomeraceae. The record is from the annotation of a GenBank genome assembly.